AUGUCAGAUGAAGAUAUUAAUGCUACCGAAAACGAUGUUGAGGUCAACACAACCGAGAAUUUGAGCGAGGUUCAGUGGGAAAAUUUCUAGUUUUGCAACAUGCUGUGCUUUAGGAAGAUGCGCUGAAGGAGGAGAUCCGCCGUUUCACCGGCGCCGUGUCGGAUCCGAGUGUCCGAGUUCACGGAAUGUCGUACACUUCGGUGACGAAGCUCGUGGAGCGUUCCGAGGCGAUUCCGCCGCAAUUUGUAAAGGGACUCGUGAAAUUGAGUGUGAGCAGCUCGAUUCGCAUCUACGGACAGCCCAAAUCGUUCCAGGUUCGUUUUCUAGCCGGAAGUUGGCUUUUUCUUGUAUUUUAACCUAAAAACUGUAAAAAUCGUUUUUUUUUCAGUAUGUGGCCCGUCUGCUUCACGCGCUCGCCAAACGAGACCCCCUGACAACUCUCAAGUCUCUGCUCCAAACCAUCGUUGCCGCGCUUCCGAUCGCUCCGAAUCUCAGCGAAUCGCAGGCACUCUCCCAGUUGCCCACCGCCAAAUGGCUUCUGACACUUUUGGCGCACGGAGCACACGAGGACGCCGCCGAAAUCGUCGCCGCCCUGGCCACAAUCUCGUAUUGGAUGGCGGGAAGUGCGAAGGCGUGGAGAAUUUUCAGCAGAAAACUGAAAAACGUUGUCAAGUCCAGUGUGAAUCUGGGGAAAAUGAUUGAAGCGCAGGCGGGCGCCCUCGGAAAAGAGCAUCCGGAGAAGACGAUCGCUCUGCUGUCGGCUAUGGCUCAGGCGGAGAACUCGGCGAUUCUGCCCGCCGUUUUCAUGGAUCUCCUGACUAAAUCCAUCCUGCUUCCGAAGCUCAGACCCCCACAAUUUCUGGUGGAACGAACGUCGUCUUUUGUGAAAUUUCUGAGCGAGAAGGACUUUAACGAAAAUCUCCUGCCGAACAUCAAGAAAUCGUUGCUGCGCUCUCCGGAAGUCGCCAUCUACGGAAUUUUGGCCGUCGUCGAAAACGUCGAGUUCUCUUUGGAUCCCUCGUCGGCCGAUCUUCUCAAAUCGACGACCGGAUCGCUGCAGUCGGCCGACGAAUCCGUUCGCGACGCGGCAAUUUCCAUCGCGGUCGCGCUCACGGAACGGGCGGCUCCUCCGGUGAUCGCGCGUGUUGUCAACACACUUUUCGAUCAAUUUUCGGCUGCAAAAGUACCUGAAAAUAAGAUCGCCCUGCUGCAAGGCGUGGCGAGAGUUGCUCAUGUGGCUCAGAAUCAGGAUAUUGACAAGAUUGCCGAUGAUGUGCUUGCAAAGACUGCCAAGGCCGAUAAAGAUAGUAAGUAGAGCGGAAUUUAUUGUAAGCGUUGAAAAGGACCUUGACUUUGCAAAGUUUUCAGUGAGAGCUACAGUUCGGUUCGAAAAAACUUGAAAUCCUGAACUUUUCCAGGCUUCCCGGGCUUGUAUUUAGGCUGCAGCUGUCGCUAAAUAUUGACCAAUCCUAGUCUGAUAAAUUUGCGAAAAUAGGCCCACAAAAGCCACAAGACUUCUAAUAUUCUACCAUUUCAGCGCACGACGGAACAGUGGAAGCCCAAUGGUCGGCAGCAGUCGAAUGGGCCGGCCGUCUGAGCAAACCUUCACCGGCUCUCACCACCGCGUUCAAAGAAGCGGCCAAACUUCAGCCGGCCGUCCGAUACAUUGCCUUCAGAGCACUUUCAGACAUUCAACAGAAAAGUAUCGCCUUUUUAGUCGGAAAAUAGGGUAAAUUGAACAUUUAAGGAUCGAUGGCAGAUCUUCCGGACGGUGUGGACGUGAAACCGCUGCUCGCGGAGCUCGAAACAAGCCCGAAAGGGGAGCUCAGCUCCAUCGGACUGGCUAUUCUCGUGCUGGGCAGCAGUAAGAAGGGCUCAAUUGAGCACACGAAGGCGUGGAGUCGGGCGGCGCAUGCCGAGUCGCUUUUCAAGGUUAGACAGACGACAAGAUCAGCAAAAUGGGCAAUCAUUCUGAAAAAAUACGAAUCUGUCAUCUGCAUAGGUGUCUUGAGUUGAGAGCCGGCAAUUCGCGACAGGCGAUUGGGAGACUCCUGGUUCGGAAAAAAAUUUUGGCAGUGUCCAUGGGGUCUUCUUUUCGUAAACACAUUUAAAGAUUCUGCCACAAUUUUUCAAUUUACCCCUUUUCCAAGUCCCUUAGUGUCUUUCGACUUUGUAGACUGCAUACAGAUGACCACCACAAGAAUCCCAUGCCCCCAUCCAUUCCUGCCCUUGUGCUCGUCACCCAAUCUCACACUGUUCUAAGAGCAAUUAACCGCCGCCCAGAUUCCAGUGCUCUCCCCCACUCUGUCCGUCAUCAUUAUUCUAGAAAUUGCUCAGUACUAGAUGGGUAUCUACACACACACACACACAUGUUCGGUGCAUGCACUUCGCCAGCUGCCCCGCGCGCUGACCACCCAAUGACGUCAUGUCCUCCGUGGUGUGAUGGUGGCGGAGAACCGACGAUGAACACAGCACAGCAGACGGGUUUACUGCGUGCCCAACAGACGCACGUAGUCGGUCAGGGUCCCGUUUAGGAGGUCAUCUGGGGCCGGCUGAGGACGGACCGGCGUACAGAUGUGAGAAACGAUGGAAUGGACGCGAAAAGAUAAUAUUUGAUUUUAGACGGAAGCUUGUCGAAAUCUAGAACUAGAGAAUCUUCAGGAUCCUUUUCUCCCGCCCCUUUUUCCAGGGCUAGGCAAUUAGCCGGCACGGGCUUUUCGUUGGCCGGCCCUUGACCUGGACUUUUGAACCACAUGCAAUAUUCCGAUCGGACCCAAACUUUGCAGGCUUCUUGGACAUGGGUUGAAGCAUAUUGGGACCAAGUUUCAGCCCGAUCGGAUUAUUUGGUCCCGAGAAAUGUGGAUCAUUGGUCGAAAUUGGCCGGAAGCCCGGGCUUUUUGGAAAAAAACGGCCAAUGAUCCACAUAUCUCGGGACCCGACGAUCCAAUCGGGCUGAAACUUGGACCCAAUGGCCCUCAAUCCAAGUCCAACAAUCCUGCAAAGUUUGGGUCCGAUCGGAAUGCUGCAAGUGGUUCAAAAGUCCAGGUCAAGGGCCGGCUAACGAAAAGCCCGUGCCGGCCAGUUGCCCAGCCCUGCCUUUUUCGGAUACCUAUGUUAUUAAUAGCAAAGAGAUCAAACGAAUUGUUCAAAAAACCCAUCUGUCAUAUAACGACAAAAGAACAAAUAGGUGCCGUCCUCGCAAUUAUGCUUCCGCGAACCGUACUGAAAUCCACUGAUCGGAUUAUACAUACGCGGAUCAUUUGAAGAAAUAACAUAUGGUCCGACAGGUGGAAAUGCUUUUCGGAAAUUUUGAGCAUUCUAAUUAGAAUUAUAAGAGCGGUGAGUGAUUAAAAAGGGAUUAUCCGGGAAUUAUAAUUGACAAGUAGAAAAUUGAGUGUUGUUCAGGAGAAAUCGCUGGCGACGACGAAAUGGCAAGAAGCGGUUGCGUGGGCGAAACUCGCCGAGCUCGUCGUGCUCCAACGUCCAGUCGUGAACAAAUCGGCGGCUCCGUCGUACUCUUCCUCGGCGCUCAAGUCGCUCUCCCUACUCCUCUUCUGGCCACACUGGAAAGUUCGACAGCAGGCGUCGAAAAGUCUCCUCAACAUUCUCUCGGUCGAAAAGGCGCUGUUCGCCGAGGCGCUCGCUGAUCUCAUCUACUCCGACACGGCGAACGGAACGAUUGACGGACUUUUGAGACGCGUCCCCUGUUGUCCGACGCCUUCGGAAUGGCAAGCGCCCGGCGAGUGGUACGUGCAGACGCUGAAAUUGUUGUUGACGCCGAAGGGACCGGAACUCGACAAGCUGGCGAUUCAUACCCUCCUGCUCGCUUCUGUGCAACGAUUGGUCGAGGUGGACGGGUCGGUGUGGCUGAGAUGGGUCCACGAACAUCGCGAAUCGAAGACAUGGCAGGCGAGUGAGCAGUUCAGAGAGACUGCCAUUCAGAGGGUGCUCGGAUGUGAGCACAGGGGCAUCAGGUAAGAGCGGAGACAUUUGAAAGGGUCUAAACUUUGAACGGACUUUGAAUUGAGGGAUUGACGAAGAUUCAUCUGAAAAGGCCGAAAUUCCUCAACUUUUUGGCCUAAUAUCUCCAGAUCUGAAUUGUGGGAUGCAUUCUUUCAUAAAAAUGUAAUCAAGUAAUGGGCGAUACAAUUUUUUUUUUCACUAUUCUUAUUUCAAUGAAAAGAGCUCACUCUGUUGUAUAUUUUGUCAGUUAAUCACAUUCUAUUGACAGGAAUGCAUUCCGUGUUGUUCCGUGUUGUUCCGCUCAACUCAAAUCUGAGAAUAUUAGGCCAAAAACUGAAAAUUGGGGUAUUCGGCAUUAGCAGACAAUCUGAUCUGCUCGAAUUGAGCCGGAACUUUCGAGAAGUUGAAAGUUAGAGAUAGUAUAAUUGGCAAUUCGAAGCCGGUUGCUCUUCAGAAACACGGCCCUCAUCACUCUGAUCGCUUUGCACGACGAGCGUCUCCGCGCGGAUCUCUGGAAACACGUGGAAUCGAACAUUCACGAGCUCUCCGUCGCCGAAUACACGCGCGUCACCGACAAGGAAAUAGCCGUGUACAAGUGCGCCGACGGACAGCUCUACAACACGGCCGUGCUCGAUUUGUGCGUCUUCCGCAUUUGAUUAACAUCCACUUAAUUCUCAUCAUUUUCUUUUAGCGACGAAGCCGCCGGAAUCAAAGGUCAAAAGGGCGCGAGUAUUCAGGAUCAGCUCGCCGAGAUUCAGCUCAUGUAAACGACAGUUUGGGGAGCAUUUUUGAAAUUGUCUUAAUUUCCAGUCGCGAGCUCGCCGAGAAGCGGAGAAAAGAGGGAAAACUGUCGGCGAAGCAGAAGCAGGUGAUGGACAAGGAGUUGGCGAGCGAGAAGGAGACGAGGAAUGCGCUCGCGGAGCUGUUCCAAUCGGCAGAAGCCAAGUUGGACGAGGCCAGGGCUAUGGUUGUCGCCGAUCCGGCAGGAGCCUUUGCCAGGUAAGAAGUACGGUCUAGUCGGUAGAUCCGCUGGCUUCUCAUUAAUUUCAAUGUUCUUCCCGUGUUCUGGAUCAUUCUGAAAGUUAUUUGGAAAAGAUACCUGCAUCCAGUAUAAAUAAAAGGUGUCUUGAAACGAAAGUUAGCCAGGAAUGCUGACCUUUCGUGGCGAGACGCAAACUAUGGAGACCGCGGAGUUGAUAAUUUAAAACAGAAACUUGACCAAAAUUCAACGUACAUGUUCUUUCCAAAACGUCUAACGUUCCAGACCGCACAUCCUGUUCGACUACGCGAUGCCCCUCACCCGUUCUCUGCUCGUCGGCGAACAAUCCGCGCGUCUGUUCCUCGCCUACAGAGACGCCUGCUUUGAGCAUUCCGACGACUAUCUGGGUAAGUGUAUACAUUUGAAUGGGACAAUAAUUAGGUUCAAUGUGGUGUUUGUACAUUUGCGCUAUUGUUUCAUCGCGAAAAGAGUGGAAUUGGGUGUGUAACUUUAUUGGCCUCUCAAAGAUUACUUUUACAGCAUACUCUAGGGCUAGUUUGAAAGAUCUUGGGAAAUCUUGGGAUCUUUUGGCAAAAUCUUUCGAACCAUGCAAUUUGUUGAAAAAUUCGACCGAAAAUCGUUUUUGCCCCCAAGGCCAAUCGCUCUAUCUUUCUCUGGUUCUCAGUCGGUGUCGGACAUAUUGGUUGCCGCCUGAAGGACGUCUCGGUUCCAACAUGUGAAAUUCUCUUUCUCUCCUCUGUUACAACAACCUCCGUUGUUCCCCCGUCUUCAAAAAAUUUGAGAUUAAAACAAUGGCGCCGGCGGGGACGACGACGACGAUGUGAAGAAAUUGAUUGUUUAGGAGUGGGGGACUACUCAACACAUGAUGAUGAUGAUGAUGAAGAAAAGCGAAUUUUUGUUUAAUGUUUUGCUUCCUGCCUCUCUCUCUUUUCAUUUUUGAGACGAAUUGAGAGAUAGAAGGCAAAACGUAUAGUUGGUGUGUUCGCUUGCAGACAAAAAAUGUGGAGAGAAACCGGACACAGUAUUGUAUAGUAAAAUUGAUGGCAAUACAGCAUAAGAUGGCAGUGGCAGCAGUGGCAACAAGGAGUGUAAAGAAGUGUUCGAGGCGAGAUCUUAGGGGUUACCACACUGAUUUCAUAAAAACAGAUAUUUUAUGAGCAGUUUUUAGUUGGAGCGCCUCCGGAUACCGCUGAUUCAAUUUCCUGAAAGAUGCGGAACUCUAGAAGACAUAGUUAUAUACCAAACCGCCCAGGCUUUAGUUACCAAUGCAAGUAGCAACGUGUAAUUUGAUACUUCCUGAAAAAGUGACGAAUCCUCGAAGAAUCCAAUUCUUCCCAACGCUUCUUUCUUCGCCCCUCUCCUCCUCGUUUUUGCGCCUGAUAAUCAUUUAACGACGGCGACGAAACCGAAAAACGACGCACAAAUAUUUUCGAUGCGCCGCGCCCGAUCUGCUCCUCCCGUGAUUCGCCGCCUAUUUCCAUCCGCCUCGUCGCUCUCGCUCUUUCUCACUCACUCUUCGUCGCUAUCAAUUGCGGCGGCUCCGCCGUCGGGGCUCCGAUCAUCGCCAUCUAUCAGCCAACUGCUCCGCUCGGAGCACAGGGCGUCGCCUCCAAACUGCUCUUUCUAUCUAUUACAUUUUGCUCGUCCUCUUGUUGCGGCCUCGGCUCCAACACAUUCAUCAGAGACAGGGCAGCAGCAGCAGGCGACCGCUCACACAAACACACGACCCAAAGGUUGUGUGUUGCAUUCCUUCACGUUGUGAGUGUGAGCGUUGUGUGAGUGUCUGGUGAGCGGUUACGCAAAGGCCUCUACUGUACUCCGCAACGAGUGUGUCUCUUCCUCUUCUUCUCAUUCGUCUCUGCAUCCUCCUCACGUUGCCGUGUGGCAGUGCGGCACUCUCGCCGGAGACGGGCGGGUUGACCCACCGAAGCGCCGCCCACAUUCUGCCAGGUGUGCGCGGGAAACGCCCGCGGGGGAAGACUCCUCCCCGUUGGCUCGCCAUGAGACGUCUCCGCCAUCAGACAAACCAUUCAUUCAUUCGUGGUGGCAGCACGCAACCCAGUCGUCGACUAUUCUCCUUAUUCUCCCCCAAUUCCUGCUAGGCACGUUGUACUCGCACCGCCAGCUAUGACACCCUAGCGAGCCACCGAUCUGAUUCGCAAAGAGAUCGAUGUUUCUUCGGUGGCAUAGCUGGCGCGUUGCAGUCAGCUCGGAUCCAGAGAGCCUGCCAGGCAUGACACUGUUUUCUAUUUCGUCGGACCAUCGCCAAAGACGACAGGGACUCAGUGUCAUCGCCCGGCUCGCUUCUCGUCGUUUUUAACAAGUCAAGAUCCGAGCGCCGAGCAGUGUCCCCACUAUUCUGCUAGUCCUAUGAUACUCUAAUAUUCCUAUUCCAUCUACCGGGGACCUCGCCGGCUAUGACACAGGAGCCGGCUGAACCUGUUGUGGAUUCAGCCUGAUCCCGUGGCAUAGUCGGCGUGCGCCCCCGGACAUUGUUGAAAAAGUGACGAGGCGAAUGCGCCGUUCAUGACACUGUAUGCAUGGCUCUGUUGGACCGAACACGCGUUUUCAUACAGACAUGCAACGGUGUCAAGAAUGGCUUGCCGAGUCCUCGCCAGUGCGAGCGUGAGAGAAAGAGAGGUGGGCUCGCCGGUUAUGACACAAAAGCGUAUGGGACUUGCGGCCAGACAAUAGCUCCCAUAUACUUCUGUGGCAUAGUUGGCGUUUCCCCUGCAUUUGUUUUCUUUUAGAUUUCAUUGAUUAGUUGGCCCAUUGUGGAAGUGACUUCUGUCUGUGAUCACAUACUUUGAGAUCAUAGUAUCUCAAAGCCGGCUUACAAUAUCGACCAGAAAUACAGGACUGUUGCCAACAGAGCGGAGUGUGUUUUCUAGAACAUCAUGCAAAAGUAGUCCUUUUUAAAAAUUGAUUUCUUUCUUUAUUUAUUGUGAAGAGGACAUUGCCACUACCCAUAGACUGUGAUAAAGUUAUUGGCGUUAUCAGAAUCUACUAAAUAUACCUAAUUAUGUAUUAAUUUUAAAAGUCAAUUCCUGUUGUACAACAAUGCGUCUGUUAUUCUAGCCAGUUCACUCUUGUACUACAGUAUUUGACGUUGAAAUAACACAUAAAAUCAGAUAGAACUAUUCAGCGUAUUCCGACGACGUCAAACAUUUUACGAUAGUCUAUUCGGCCAUCCUCUAAAGGCCUACUUUGUAAAAUAAAAAUAUGUCCACUGAAUGCAUAUCAAGACUCCCCGCUGAUCAUUUUAAAACCUGAUAAAUAAACUCCAUUUGCAUGUGAGGCCAGAGUUUGCUGGAACCUUCCAGAACUGUUCAUUAGGCUUUGUAUUGAUAAUCCGAAUGGUCUGGACUCUGAAGUUUUUCGAUUUGUCUGUCAGCUUCUUCACUUGUUUUUGCCGACCAGGUUGAACAUAGUUGAACUGUUGAUAUUGCGUCGUCUGCGUGCUGAACACCAAAAACAAUAGUGCUGUACAACACAAAACAAAUAUCGUUUGAAAAAAAAUUGGUAUUCUCUUUACACUCAGGGUCUGUAAACAAAAAGUGACUAAUGACGAUUGUAAAGGGAGGACUGUAAAGGUCUUGUGACUCAUUAUGGACAUACAGUAAAAGGGAAUGGAAUUUGAACUAAGAAAUAGAAAAUAGGAACUGAUAGAAAAAAUGCCAAUUUUUUUUUCAGAAGAACUUGUGGGCAGCAAUUGGCUUCGAGUGAUCGGAGCGCAGCACAAAAUCGCCGGAUGGAGCGACGAGGCGCUGGACGUGGCGCUCAAAAGAAUGUUCUCGUUGCUCAACGAAAGAGCGUUCGUGGUCGACACCGGCGACGAUGACGCUGACGACGGCAUCGUUUUCGACGACGAAACCGUCGGAGCCACUCAUCUCACGCUUCUCUUCCCGAUGAUCCGCAUCAUUCUCAAGAACGCGCGGUUCGGAGAGAACGCGCGUGCGGACGCCCUCCAACUCCUUCAAUCGGCGAUUCAUAAAAAGUUCCUGCGGGAUCGAGACGUUCUGAACCUUCCCAUGGAGCACUACGCCUCGAUGCUCUUCGAAUACUUCUCCGAGCACACUUCCGCGGUUGCCGCCUUCAAAGCUGUUCAGCAACUGUUCCGUCUCGUCAACGAUACCAAUGAUAUCGGGGAAAGAGUGCUGGGAAUGGUGAGGGAGGUGCUCAACUAUGUGACCCAUGAGAAUCCGUCGGUGCGCAAGGCCAGUCUCGAGGUGUUGUCGGCUCCGCAGCUUCUGAUGCGAAUAAUUGUGGAGUGUGGAAGUGAGACGCCCAUCGCCAGAGAGAUCCUCGUCCGAAUCUUCGUCGCGCGUCACGAUCCCACGGAGCAAGUGGCGACGGUCGCCAAAAAAGUGUGGACCGACAAUCAUAUGCAGAUCAAGACCAUCAUUGGAUUGCCGCUUGUUGGUAUGCGAUUUUCAAAGAUUAUCUGACUUUUCACUAUUGUAGCUUGACCAAAUACUUGAUGUUUUUGACGAACUCUACUUGGAAAUUUGAAUUCUGUUUGCGCAAUAAUCACAUGUUGUUGUGUGGUAUAAUCCUAGACAACAACAUGGAUAUUGUUUAGCAUAAUUUUGACCUACAGUGGUAUUUGAACUACAUGGCGACAAGCUUCCUAUGUAUUUGUCAUCAUUUCUAGUUCCUAGAGUUAGAAAGGCUUGCAUUGAGUAUGUUUGAGUGAAGCUCGAGAGGCAGUUACUCUCGCAGGUAUUCUUAUCUAUUUUUUUCGUUAAUUUAAAAUUGAUCAUAGUGAAAGUUUCACUUAUCACUGUGAAAGGCUAGUGCCAAAAAGAAUGUUUUUUGGCUCCACACCUUCCAAUCCUUAAUUAAAUUCCAGAUGAAUGUGUUUCGCCGUCGCAACUGGUCCGCAACUCCUCCGCCCAGGCAAUGUCGACCUACAUCGAAGAGCAUCCGAAAGAGAUGAGCACAAUUCUCACAAAGUUCGACGAGACAUACAAGGACCUCGUACUCAUUCGCGAGCCCAUCUACGACAGUGUCGGACGUCUUCAACGCGAGGCCGUCGACGAGUGGGACCGUAGACGGGGCGUCGGCGAAGCGCUCGUGCCCCUCUCUUCUCUUAUUCGCGAGCAGGACGCCGAGCAGCUCAUCCGACUCGUUGCUCCCGACGGAUUGGCGGAUCGAUCGGUCGAGUGCCGGAACGAGUUGCGGAACGCAGCCGUGGAGACGAUCAGAAGGCACGGAGCCGACCGAAUGGCGCAGCUUCUUCCGUUCCUCGAGCAGCUCUCCGACUCGACGCCCUCCACGGAGGAUCACGACAAUCGGCGGCAGGGACUCGUCGUUCUGCUUGGAACACUCGCCCAGUACAUUCAGUCGACGGAUAAGGUGAAAUCUAUCGUGGCUCGUCUCGUGGAAGCCCUCUCGACCCCCAGUCAGACUGUCCAGGCCUCGGCGGCCCGUUGUCUGUCGCCGUUGGUGCCGAAGAUCAGACAAGACGCGAAGGAUCUCGUCAGCAAGCUCCAAUUUACGCUUUUCGAGGGAGAAUCCUACGGAGAACGUCGUGGAGCCGCGUACGGAAUCGCCGGACUCGUCAAGGGAAUGGGUAUUAUCGCUCUGCGAGACAUCGACCUUCUCCCGUCGAUCCACAAGAAUUUGGGCGAUAAAAAGAAUGCAAAGCAUCGCGAAGGAGGCCUUCAAGCGCUCGAGAUUCUAUCGAGCACAAUCGGAAAACUUUUCGAGCCGUACAGCAUCAAAGCCUUCCCAAAACUGCUCGAAACAUUCGGAGACGGAGAUGCGAACGUGCGCGCGGCCACCGAGGACACGGCGAAGGCGAUGAUGGGCUCGAUGACUGUGUACGGAACGAAACUGAUCCUUCCGCUCAUUCUCAACGGAAUCGACAACGAUUCAUGGAGGACUAAGUGUGCCGCGGUGAGCUUUUCGACUUUUGACGCGUUUGAUAUUAUUCAUAAUCUAAUCGGGCCCUAAUUUUGCUGGACAAUCUGAUGAUAGAUCUGAAUAAGUCUUAUGAUAUCUGAUCAGAUCUGAUUAAGUCUUAUGAUAUCUGAUCUGAUUGAUCUGAUUAAGUAAAUCAAAAAUCUCAGCUUCCCAUUUUCAGACCGAACUUCUCGGUUCGAUGGCCUACUGUGCUCCACGCCAGCUCUCCUCGUGCCUGCCGAACAUAGUGCCGAAACUCAUCGAAAUCCUCGCCGACUCGUCGACAAAGGUGCAAAAGUCGGGCGAGAAGGCGCUGUCCUCAAUUGCCAGUGUCGUCCGAAACCCCGAAAUCAUCGGAGUCUCCAACCAGCUGAUGAGCGGGCUUCUGGAUCCGGCCAACAAGACGAGCAGUGCCCUGCAGGCGGUGCUCAACACCAAGUUCAUCCACUACAUCGACGCGCCGUCGCUCGCGCUCAUGAUGCCGAUCGUGCGUCGCGCGUUCGAAGACCGCAACAGUGAGACGCGUCGCGUCGCCGCACAGAUCAUCUCCAACAUCUACUCGCUGACCGAGAACAAGGAUAUGGAGCCCUACCUGGCGCACAUGGUGCCCGGUCUUCAGCGUUCUCUUCUCGACCCAGUGCCUGAGAUUCGUGCGGUUUCUGCGCGUGCUCUCGGCGCCGUCGUCUCGAAAUCGGGCGGCACGACGAGCGAGAAUCUGCGCAACCAGGUCAUUCCGUGGCUCAAAGAGAAACUCGUCUCGCCACAAUCCACCGUCGACCGAAGUGGUGCCGCGCAGGGAUUGUGCGAGGUGCUCGCCGGAGUCGGCACUGAGCAGCUCGAUUACGUCAUGCCCGAAAUUAUCCACGCGACGGAGAGCACCGAAGUGUCCGCGGAGACACGAGACGGUUACAUCCUCAUGUACAUCUACUUGCCGAUGGUGUUCGGCGAUCGAUUCGUCCCGUAUCUGCCGCAAGUCGUUCCGCCGAUCCUCAAGGCGCUCGCCGAUGAGAAUGAGUAAGUUUUAACGUUUUUGAACAAAAAUGUUUGCAUUCUAACUACCUAAAAUAUAAAAUAAGACUGAAAAUCGCCCGUUUCAGCGCGAAACUUUGAAAUUUCCUAUCUAGAACCUUCUAAAACACCUCUCUUUUUCCAGAUACGUCCGCGCGUCGGCGCUGAAAGCGGGUCAACGUCUCAUCUCGCAAUACUGCUCACACGCUCGUAAAUUGCUCCUGCCGCAACUCCAACUGGCGCUCAUGGACGAGAACUGGAGAAUCCGCUAUGCGUCGGUCCAACUCAUCGGCGACUUCCUGUUCAACAUCUCCGGAAUCUCCGGAAAAUCGACGUCCUCCACUGCCGACGAGGACGAUACGAUGGGAAUGGAGCAGGCCGGAAAGGUGAUCGUGCGCGCGCUCGGCCAGAAGGACCGCGACCGCGUGCUCGCUGGGCUCUACCUCACUCGAUCGGACGUCGCGUUGGUCGUUCGUCAGGCGGCCGGACACGUCUGGAAGAUGGUCGUGUCGAACACACCGCGAACGCUCAAGGAGGUGACGAAGGUGCUGUUCGAGAUGGUCGUCGAUUCGCUGGCCUCGAGUUGCGAGGAGCGGCAGCAGAUGGGCGCGAGGUGUCUCGGAGAACUGGUGCGCAAGAUGGGCGACAAGGUGAUCAACGAGAUUCUGCCGGUGCUCGACCUCAAUCAGAAGUCGGAGGAUAUUGCGAAGCGAGUCGGAGUGGCGAUUGCGCUCCACGAAAUCAUCGGAAAUAUGAGCAAGGAGGUCACCAAUCACUACCUGACAGCCAUAGUCGAGCCCGUGCGUCACGCGAUCUGCGACGAGUCGGAGCUGGUGCGCGAGGCGGCUGCCGAGACAUUCACAGUGCUCUUCCACGUCGUCGGAAACGAGGCCCUCGACGAGAUCAUCUGUCCGCUUCUGGAGGAGCUCACGCCCGAACAAGACCACAUUCUCGCCGGACUCUGUGACGUCAUGCGACAGAACGCCAAGGCGAUGCUGCCCUAUUUGCUGCCGAAACUCACGAAGCCGCCGGUCAACGUGCACGCCCUUUGCUCGCUGGCCUCUGUCUCCGGAGACUCGUUGUCCCGGCAACUUCCGAAGGUGCUCGACGCGCUUCUCGCCUCCUGUGAGACGAACGACGAGGCGGAUCCGAUGAUCGACUCGUGCGAGAAGGUGGUGAUCGCUGUCACCGACGAAGACGGAGUCCCGGUUCUCGUGGAUUAUCUCAUCAAGAGGGCGGCUUCCGACGGAAACGUGCCUGCCGCAGUGCUCCUCAACACCUUCAUCGCAAAGAGCGGAGUGUCGUUGGCCGAAAUUGCCGAGAGUGUUCUGCCGGGCCUCAUCAACCUGUAUGCCUCGGAGAAUCCGCAAAUCGUCGAUCACAUCAUCGGAGCGGCGGUGGCGCUCACGCAGUCUAUGGACCAGAAGGAUCUGAUGAGCGUGCUGCCGACCGUCAAAAAAGCCAUCAAUAUUGUGGUGGCCGGAGCGAAAGGACAGCCGAUUCCGGGAUUCGCACACGUUAAAUCUCUUCAGCCGCUCAUCGUCAUGCUCCGCGAGAGCAUUCUUCAGGGACAAGUCGAGAUGAAGGCAUUGGCCGCCGAGGCUCUCGGAAUGGUCGUGAAGGUGUCCGAAGUGACGGCGCUCAAGCCGCACGUCGUCAAUAUCACCGGACCGCUGAUUCGUGUGCUCGGAGACCGUUUCCCGCCGAACGUCAAGCUGCCGAUCAUCGAAACGCUCAGCAAACUGCUCGAUAAGGUCGACGUGAUGCUCCGUCCGUUCCUCCCACAGCUUCAGACCACAUUCAUCAAAGCCCUUCAAGAGCCGUCGUCCCGUCCGGUCCGUCUGGCCGCCGGAGGUGCUCUCGCCCGUCUUCUCCGACUCCAUCCGAAACCCGAGGCGACGAUGACCGAACUGCUGAAGCUGCUCGCCACUUCUUCGGACGAACAGCUCAUCGAAUCGUCGCUGGCCACCGCGCGUGCUGUCGUUCAGACGUGUGCCGAGAAGAUGUCGCAGCCGACUGUCGAUGAAAUCUACCGUGUCACCGAGAUCAUUUAUUCGCCGGCACUCGAGAAUCCGACCGAGUUGGACGGCUCGUUGACCGCCUGCUCUGGAGCUCUUCUCGGAGAAACCAUCGCGCGCAAAGAGGACUGGAACACUGCCGAAACUAGUGUCCUGGCUGGUAAGAGCUCACUUGACAUAAAAAUGCUCAUUUCCAAAUUUCAGAUGUCGAAUCCGCGAGAACGCCACUGCGUGUGAGACAAGCCAAGGCGACCGCCCUCCAGCAGAUCUGUCUGUGCGCGGCCGAAGGUCUCUGGUUCUCGCAGGCCAACUCGUCGUGCCGUACUGCGUUCACCUCCGGCUUCACGGCCACCGACCCGCUUGUGGCGAUGGCGUCGCUCCGUGCGGCCGCCCACGUCCUUCAGAGCACAAUCGACCGAGAUCUCCUGUCCGCAGUGGCGCGAGCGCUCAACCACGCUUCUGUCGACGUGCGGAAAACGGCGGCGUUGGCGUUGGGACACGUCGGAGAACACGAGGAAUUGACGAACGACGUGCUGAAGUUGGUGGUGCCGCAGCUGGUGAACGGUUGCAAAGAGAGCAAUACGGCUGUGAGAAGCGCGUCCGAACUGGCGCUGGUGCACGUGUUGCGAAUGGCGGAGGACGAGGAUAAGUUUGAGGUGAUUCAAAGAUGAUAUGCCAAAAAGUUCAGUCGAAAAUUAGCUAUUUUGAUUAUUUAUACUAUUCUUAGUUCAUUUCUAUAGAAGCUCGCAAAUCUAAAGCAGUUCUUUCGGAAAAUUAUGUUGUUUCACACGUGUUUACACUGUAGAUUUAGCUUUUUGUCGUUUCUCACUAAAAACUGGCUUUAUUUGCAGAACUACCGAUCCACGCUGGAAGGAGUCGUCCAACGGAAUCUCGACGAGGUGCGCGUCAAUUUGGCACGUGCCGUCAGAGCCGGCGAUCUCGAUCUGGAGCCACUCGACACCACUCUUUCGGUUUUCUGA
This is a messenger RNA of Caenorhabditis sp. 36 PRJEB53466, 14876 nucleotides long. The record is from the annotation of a GenBank genome assembly. NCBI's taxonomy places the organism in Eukaryota, Metazoa, Nematoda, Chromadorea, Rhabditida, Rhabditidae.